CAGCCGGGCCAUCGCGAUGCCAUCGGUAUAAAUAAACCGGGAAACCUCCGCGCUACCCACUCACAUCCUCCGCCAGCUUCUUACUACCUGGUCACCGCUACAGGCUUGUGAUACAGACCACAGACAUCAACCACAGCUAUGGCAGACAAACCGCUGGUGGUGGCAUCCCUGGCCGACCAUGAGCUGUAUGUGACUAUUGUGGAGGAGCACUUCCGUGUGGUGUGGUGGGAAGACUACAUCAAGGCCCCUGAGAAGUACAACAAUGACAUUCAGGGAAUCCUGGUGGACGCCUAUGGCAGACUGAAGCGUGUGGACGGCUCACUCCUGGACCACCUGCCUAACCUGAAGAUCGUCAGCACCCUGAGUGUGGGAACAGACCAUCUGGACCUGGAGCUGCUGUUCAAGAGAGGGAUCAAGGUUUCCCGUGUGCCUGAUGUGAGCAGUGACUGUGUGGCAGAUUGGGGCAUGACCUUACUGACGGGGAUGGCCAGACGUAUCGUAGAAGGUGUUGACUCAGCCAAGAACCCUGCUACUCCUUUUGACUUUAACAUCAUGGGGAAGAAGAUCACUGGUGCCACCAUUGGCGUUGUUGGCUUUGGGAGAAUCGGCUACAAGAUUGCUGAGCGAGCCUAUGGAUUCAGCAUGAAGAUCCUGUACUAUGAUGUUUUCCGGCGGUCAGAGGAAGAGGAGAAGAAGAUUGGUGCUACGUACUACAGUAAUGUGGACGAGAUGCUGCCCCACUGUGACUUUGUGAUACUGAUUGUACCACUGCUACCCACCACUCAGAAGAUGAUUGGCAAGAAACAGUUUGAAUUGAUGAAGAACUCCGCCAUCUUGGUCAAUGUUGCAAGAGCCCAAGUCGUAGACCAGGAUGCUCUUGUGGAGGCACUGAAGAACAAGACCAUCCGCUCGGCAGCCAUCGACGUGACUUAUCCGGAGCCCCUGCCUGACGACCACCCCCUCCGCUUCCUGGACAACAUCAUCAUCACGCCUCACAUGGGCGCGAACAGCGAGGAAUCCCGCCGGGGCGUGGUGGUGGCCGGGGUGAAGAGCUGCAUUGCUGGGGUCAAGGGUGAACCCAUUCCUAACGAGGUGCAGCAGCCAAAGCCAGGAAAGCUGCACUGAACACCGUGCAGUCCUCCUGGUCACUGGUACUAACCAAGGGAGCUUCUGCUUCUGCACAUUACCAUUACCUCUAACCCAGCAGUCCUUUAAUACCAGUACAUGCUCACCCUACAGUUCACUCUGUAGUCUUGUAGUAAAACUCAAGAUUCCUAUACUGUAUUUUAGAAAACUUUAUGAAGAUAGUUUAUAAAAAAAGUUUGUGAAUUUCAAUCUGAAAAGAGCAAUAAAGUUUGGAGGGAAUGAGCAGGUAUCAUAAUUAUAUGUACUUUGGAGCUUUGGGCUUUGCAGGAGACAGAUUUUGAUAUUGGCUUACUGGAGAGUAAAGGAAAGCAGCUACAAGCUAUAGUUAUAUGAAUCUUCUAUCUAUGUUGUAUAUUUAGUACAUAUAUUGCCUUUCAGCUUGUCUAUAUGUGCUGUGUUAAGGUUCAACUUUAAAGCUGUAAAUGUCUCAUAUGCACUUAACGCUGGUCCGUAAAGUUCAGGGUAUGUCAGGAGCAGAGUCUAUUGCCACGUCUGUCAUGAUUGAGGCCCUUUCCAUGGCUUUUGGUGUUGCCUGGCACAGAAGCUACCAACGCUGCCAUGCUGCCAACUGAAGGCAGUAUCAUCAGGUGAAACUAUUCCAGGGGCUGAACACUGCUUCAAGUGUGCAAGCAUAACAUUCUCAUUUUCAGUAUUCAUCUGUACUGCAUUUACUUUCACUGUGGUUUUAUUUCAGAAUAUGAGAGUUUUUGCAGUGUUUUAAGUUCACAGUUGAAACAAUAAUUCUAUUACAAAACAUGGCGUCAUGAUUUUGCGUUAAGACUACGAAAAACUACCAUGACCAUUUCACGAUUUACACUGUAUUACAUGUAUCUAUGUGUAUUAACCGUUACAUGUAUCUAUUUGUAUAGCAUGUAUCUGUCUGUAUUACAUGUUCAUGUAUCUGUGUGUGUUUUCUGUGUAACAGAUGACCGAGUCUUGAAGAGUCACUUGCAUAAACCAUGAUGUACUGAUCCAGCAUCCUACACUUGUCAUAACAUCAUCAUUAACCUUCUCCUACUACAGGUGCAUCCACCUAAGUUUUGUUUUCAUCCAAAGUUCGCAGAGGGACAGUUUGAUAAUGGUAGUUGAUUGCUUGGCCUCCAUUGGGUCAAAUUGAGGUGCAUUGUGUGACCCAGCAUGUCACAUUUAUUUAUUCUUUCCAGUUUUAUAAACUUUUGGAACGGUGCACAGUAACUGUGAGGGUCGAUUUUGGAAUUCAUUAACAAGUUAUGUUAGCCUGUGGUGGUGCAAUGUUUGUUAUGCAUGUCUGUUACCAACCAUAACAUCUACUACAGAAAAGGACAGGCAGCUGAGAUUAUAUCAGUAAGAAAUGUUAACCCCACGUAAGAGUUAUAUUUGAUCAUUAAAGUAAGACAUUGUUGCAAAUGGAAAUCAAGGCCUUCCAAAGAUAUGGCAUUCAGUGGAGAUAACAGAAAUAUCAUUGACCAAACACAAAUGUCCACACUUUUUUUAUAGGGGUGGGGCGGUAUGGGGGUUUCAGGAAUGGUGCUAUAACACUGUAUAUUACCGUAUUCAUUACUCUGUGAAAGAACAGUCUGACAUGGUUCUGAGGAAAGACAUUUGCUGCUCGUGUUGUUAUGAGUCCUGCUUUGUGAAUAUUGUCACCUGGGUACACAGGCAUAUUUUUAGAUGUUGCUAGUAAAGCGAAGCUCACCUUGGAGGAUUCCUGUUGUUGAUUGUUAGCGCAUGAAGGAUACUGUUGCAGCCAAACAAGACCUCCUGAAAGCCUGUGUACCCAGACUAAGAAGUGCUGCUAAGAGAUAAUGUAGUAUAUGGAUAUUCUAUUAAGAGAUAUUUCUGUAGAUGUCAACAAGAUGUGCUUAAGAUAUACAUCUAGAACGUGGAUCAUUGAGAAUGUAUGGAUCACCCACAGACCAAUAAAGUCGUAUAUUA
This is a messenger RNA of Branchiostoma belcheri (Belcher's lancelet), 3060 nucleotides long. RefSeq names its product probable 2-ketogluconate reductase. Gene Ontology annotation, cellular component: cytosol. The transcript is spliced from 8 exons. The record is from RefSeq and is a predicted model, not a curated record. Gene Ontology annotation, molecular function: hydroxypyruvate reductase [NAD(P)H] activity; NAD binding; glyoxylate reductase (NADPH) activity. Bases 139 to 1125 code for a protein of 328 amino acids. NCBI's taxonomy places the organism in Eukaryota, Metazoa, Chordata, Leptocardii, Amphioxiformes, Branchiostomatidae.